GAGAAAACAAUUGAAAGCCAUGCGUGUGCGUUGAUCUCGGCUUUGCCUCUGUGUUGAUCAAUUUUCGAGUUAUGAUUAAUUGAAAUCCACAAUCUCCUCAAACGUUCCUAAAAUUUACACCUCAUUAUUUUAAUUUGUUUACUUUACCCUUAUCGCAUAUUUCAUUGGUGGUAAGAAGCGACCUGUGGUGCACUAUAUGCUAAUAGAAAUGAUAAUUGACGUUUCCUGUGGAGUCCGCCGCCAUAUUCAGCUGUGUACCACACCCCGACUGUUGUAAAUAUAUUUUGAUGGAAACGGGUCGAUUUCGGCCCGGAAAACGGGAAAUCGGGCAAGCUGGAACUCAUGGAAUUAGAGAAUAUUGUCGCCAAUACUGUUUACCUCAAAGCAAGAGAAGGUGGAGGAGAUAGUAACAAAGGCAAAAGCAAGAAAUGGAAAAAAAUUCUUCAGUUUCCCCACAUAUCCCAAUGUUUGGAUCUUCAAAAAAAAAUAGAUGUAAGGUACGGUUACGUUGUAGAUCAGCAGCCCAUUGGGCGAUUUCUAUUCCGAGAAUUUUGUGAACGUCUUCAUCCAGAAUAUCAUACUUACAAUAUCUUCCUUGAUGCCAUCGAGCAGUAUGAAGUCGAAUCUGAUGAGAAUCGAUCUGACCUGGCGCAGACACUAUACAAGCGCUACUUACAAAGAGAUGCAUCUGAAGCAGUGGAUGUACUCAAUGCAGAAGUUGUGGAAAGAUGUAAAGAACGACUCUCACCAGCAAACAAAGACGUGUUUGAUGAAUGCUCUUCUGCAGUCAAGGCAUUUUUAGAAGGGGAACCAUUUCAUCAAUUUCAGGAGUCAAUGUAUUUCCACCGCUACUUACAAUGGAAGUGGCUUGAAAGUCAACCUGUGACGCACAAGACAUUCCGAAUGUAUCGUGUAUUAGGGAAAGGAGGGUUUGGUGAGGUUUGUGCUUGCCAGGUUCGUGCAACAGGGAAAAUGUAUGCCUGCAAGAAACUCGAAAAAAAACGCAUUAAAAAACGAAAAGGAGAGGCUAUGGUGCUGAUAGAAAAGCAAAUCUUGCAGAGAAUAAAUUCAAAAUUUGUGGUAAGCCUGGCUUAUGCUUAUGAAACUAAAGAUGCACUUUGUCUGGUUCUAACAAUCAUGAACGGUGGAGACCUCAAAUUUCACAUAUAUAACAUGGGUGGUGAACCUGGUUUUGAUCUAAAUAGGUCACGUUUUUAUGCUGCUGAAGUUUUGUGUGGUCUGCAACAUCUCCAUGCGCAAGGCAUUGUUUAUAGGGAUUGUAAACCUGAAAAUAUACUCCUUGAUGAUACUGGUCAUGUCAGAAUAUCUGACUUAGGCCUUGCUGUUGAAAUUCCGGAGGGGGAUAUGGUUCGAGGAAGAGUUGGCACUGUUGGUUACAUGGCACCAGAAGUCAUUGACAACGAUAAAUACACCUUCAGUCCUGAUUGGUUCAGUUUUGGUUGUCUUAUAUAUGAAAUGAUUGAAGGUCAAGCACCAUUUCGUGCCCGCAAAGAAAAGGUUAAAAGAGAAGAAGUAGACCGACGUGUUAAGGAUGAUACAGAGAACUAUUCACAUAAAUUUAGUGACGAGGCUAUGUCACUUUGCCAACAACUCCUGAAAAAGUCUCCCAAGACUAGAUUGGGAUGUCAAUGUGGACGACAGGGUGCAAGAGAAGUGAAGCAACAUGAGUUUUUCAGUUGUUUAAACUGGAAACGACUUGAGGCUGGCAUGUGUGACCCACCAUUUGUACCUGAUCCUCAUGCCGUGUAUGCGAAAGAUGUAUUGGAUAUUGAGCAAUUCUCCACCGUUAAAGGAGUUAACUUGGAUGCCACUGAUGAUACCUUUUAUACAAAAUUCAAUACUGGCUCUGUUUCAAUACCCUGGCAAACUGAAAUGAUUGAGACUGAAUGCUACAAAGAACUGAAUCACUUUGGUCCCAAUAUUACAAGAACACCUGACCUUAUUCUUGAUGCUCCUCCAGAACCAGAGUCCAAAGGGUGUUUUCCUUUUCGCCGAAAGAAGCUGACUGCACGCAUGCGUCCUGUUCCAAUCCAUGUUGAUAGUACUCCGCCCCCUGCCCCUCCCACAGUUGUGGACAACUCUACACCAAACUCAGCAUCAGCAACAAGAAAUGCCAGUGCUGGUCAGUCAGUGCCAGCAGAUUCUACAGUUACCACUUCAGCUACCAGUACUUCUAUGUCAGUCACUGUGACCUCUUCUACUACUUCAACUACAAUGGUUACAGGAACCUCAGUGACCAUUUCUUCUAUGUCAACUAUGCUGUCAACCACAUCUAGUGGUACCAAAACAGUCAACUCUGUGAGCUGAUGGAGGCCUAUACCUGCAUAAUGCACAGUAGGAUUAAUCUUUAUCUGAUAUGGAGGAAAACGACUGAAGGUUUUGCUCCAACUGGAUAUAAAAGCUUCAUAAUUUGGUUUGCAGAUGUGAGGAACAGGUGUAAACAGACUCUUUAGGAGAGGGCACUUGGCUGGCUGGUUGUAGGAAGUUACUUCACAAAUAUUUCUCCCUUUCUUUCUGUGUUUCUGACGCAAUUUGAUACUUGCGUGCAUUGUUACAAAUGAGGAAGUACUACUUUUGGUACUUCUCACUAGUGACUGGAAAUGCUUGUAGAAGUUAUACAAUUGCAUUUGACCUCAUCCUUGGGUGCAAUUGAAGCUUAUGCUCAAAGUACAAAUGAGACUUUAUUUCUUUCUAAUAUUGAGAAGCAGAAGAGUGUCUGCUUAACACGGAGUGGCCUAAAAUGCAUACUAUUUAAUUUGUGAUACUCUGACGUACCUGUGUGGGGGUUGUAGCAUUUGUAAACUUUUAAUUUGAAGAACUAUGUAUUGCUGCAAUACAGAGCCUCAAAUUUCUCCCAUGAAGUACCUAGUGCUCUCUCCUUUGGAUCAAAUUUUGUCUGUUGGAAAUUGUAAAAUUUCCUGUCCCCCUCCCUUUUUUUUUAACUAAAAGAAAGUACAUUUUUGAUGUAUCAACCUCAACCUGCAUCUUUUUUAUAAGACAAAAAAAGGAAAUAUUUGCAGCCAGUUUUCUCCUUCUCUUGAAAUUUGAUAACUUUCUGUUGACAUUUUUUUGUAGACCUGUUAAUUCUACUACAAUCCUACUCAUUGUGAUUUUGAAAAACGCGGAAAUACUUGGCAGGUAUGACUUGCUCUGAUGGAUUUGUAUCAUUCAGUUGAAGUUAUGAAUGUACUGAUGGUCACGAACACUAAAAGUACAAGUUAUCCAUUAAGUUUUAUAUGACUCUUAAAGGCAUUACAGUAUUAUAUUAUUUAAAAUAUUGUUAAUGAGUAAUGGAAAGUGUAGAUGAAGCCAAGUUAACAGAUUUCACAAACAACUAGAUUUUUGACAGGAUAACGGAUUUGUGAUUUUCUCUUUAAGUGAUUUCUUUAGGAAAUAUGAACUUGCCAUAUAGCCCCAAUGUAAAGGAUUUCUUAUUCUUGUUGGAUUUCUAUCUACUUUCAGUCUUCCAAACAACUGGACAGCUCAGUCAAGUGCACGGGCAAAUUUACGCACAAAUUACACCUCAAGAUUUCCUUGAAGUGUAAUUCAACCGUACCUGUUACUUUAAUUAUCGAAAAAUUCGAUUUUGCAAUUGAAGCUUAAAAUGGAAGUUCUAUACGAAGUUUUCAAAGCCAUGCUGACUGCAUGCAAGAUCUUGCCAGUGGGCUCUCCGAGAAAAGUGCCAAAGCCUAAUUUGUCUAGUGUGAUUUGUAUGAAAGACCUGAAAAGGGGUAGAUACUUUUGUUGUUAUGUCUUGUAACCAAAACAGAGGUGUUACUCGUCUCUGAAAUUCUUCUUGAAUUUAUAAGCUGCUCAGUGUUGAUUUCUUGCCUGCUGUCCCUUGCUUUACAGUGCUAUACAAGGAUUUUACAUAAUGUACACAGGUAUUCCUUUGUUACUUCAUCUUGUCAAUUAUUUGUUACUAAACCGAAUAAAUGUACACAAUCAUUUUACUGUAGUAGAGAGUGUUAGAAUUCAGCAUUGUUUGUAGUUAGUUGGUUUUGAAGGUGUAACAGUCCUUCAUGGGCUAGUGGUAAAGGGUUUAAGAGGGUUUUUUUUCCUGUUUUCUGGCAGUUUGAAUGAUCUUUGGUUGAAACUGUAUUUGAAAUACGUUUAUUUUUUUGUUGGUUCUGUGUCAUAAAUCUUUAUUUUACUUUUCAGAACUUUAUGAUUACCUUAUUCUGUGUACUGUUGAAUGAAUUAUCAUGUUGAAUUCUGCAUGGUGCAAUAGUGCUGUACACCCUAUGUCUGAGAUUUCUCAGGUUGGGGUUAUUGAUAGUCAGAUGAAAUAGAGUGGCUUUUAGUAGCUUUUAUUAUUAUUAUUAUCUUAUUUAUUUAUUACGUAGAUCAGUGCCCUGCAUUAAACUUGCCGUUUAUAUUUUAUUUCAAUAAUUUUUUUGUGUGGCAGUGUUGGUUAGGAGCUGGACAGGCUGUAACUGAGUUAUGUGCAGUUUAGUCUUGAUUCGCACAACCAGUAUGUACCAUAUUAGCUUUACGAACUCUAGCAAGUCUGGUUUUUAUCUAUCAAUGCUGCUAAAAUACAUGGUGCAUAAAUAUUAUGUUUAGUUUCUGUUUAUUCACAAUUGAAGAGGUUUUCUUAGCUUGAAGUCAUACGGAGAUAAUCUUUUCAGCUGGCAGCAUAUCUCUAGGAAAUUCUUACAUUCAGUUCAUCGAACCAUCAGGCUGUUCUGCACAUUAUUUUGACAAUCAGACUGAUAAACUUAGUUCUUUGUGAUACUGUUGUUUAGGCUUUGCUGGGUUGAUGUUGAAUCGAGAAUCGUGCUACUGCCCCAAGAAUAAAACUGUUGUUUCAGAACCAGACCAUGUGAUUCAGAUAAUGUAUUAUAAUGAAGCUCUUGUCUCAUGCAAGAUUUAAUAUUUAUGGUCAAUAUUUUUGUUGUUUAAAUUGUGCUACAUUGAAGAUGCAGCUGCUCGUUGUGAAUGGUUGAAACGGGUUUUGUGCUAAUUUUUAGUAUAGUCAAGCACUCUUCAUUAAAAUUUCAGUCCUAGAACCUCUUUCAAUUUUGAAAUCUAUAUGGUUUCAUUUGAUUGUGUUGCGCUAGUUUGUAGUAGUAAAUAUCAGUGUUAGUUUAAUGCCAUAAGUUUUGAAUUGUGAUGAGCUGUUUGGAGGUGCUCAUUCUCUGUAAGAGAAUAUCAGAAUUUAUGUGGCAGUGCAAUUUUUAAAAGUUAUUGUUGUUUUUAUUGGGGCCUGUUCAUUUUAUACUGAGAUUGUUCAACAUUUAAAAAACUGUGUGUCAAUCUGAUAAAGUGUAUUUAAAACAGUGUAUCUUCUCUAUUGGAAAUCAGAUUUCAAAGCUGGCAUUUGUUUACUAUCAUUUGUCUCAGUUUUUAUUAUUACUUACAUUAUGAAAAUGUACGUAGCAAUUUUGUAAUGAAUGACUUUACGGACACUCUGUGUCUUUUAUACUAUUUUUAUUUAUUUAUUUAUUUAUUCACAAUUCCCUUGAUUCAUAUUUUAAAAACUGGUGGGUAAGAAUAGCCUUUAACAUUUUUUGUCCACUCUCAACUUUUAGUAUUCAUGAAUGACAUCAUAUCUUACACUGCAUUGGGUACCAUAUCUGUUUUCUAUGGGUUGUGAUUUCUUGAAAAGAGGUGGCUCCGCGUCCAAACAAGAGGGUCACUUGGGCUGCUGAGGCCUUGCAAACAGGGUGAGGGGGUUGUUAAAACCGAAGCAACCUUGGCAGCCCAAGCAACCCUUUUGUCUUAAGUAUCCCAGAACAAAGUCGAACAUGCUGACCUAAGAGUCCGAGACUUAUUCAUUCUAAGUUACUUAUGUCAAUGAAACAGCAGUAGCAACUUAACUUACUGUUUUCCAGUCCUGGAACUAUAGUGACACACCCUGUUAGCCUUCCUAUGGGUCCCUGUCACUAGACAAUUUAAGUUCGGAAAUAUUGUAUCUAGAGAGCUCAUUUCACUCUAGAGAACCUUUGUAGGUGUGUGGUGUGAUAAGUUGGAAUGAAUUUUCAUUGUUUUCUGUGGACCUUGUUCAAAAAGGCUUUAAUGUUGAUGUGUUUGUACUUGACCAAUUUCUCAAUCAUGUCUAGGUAUGAAAUGCCAGCUUUGACUUCAAGGGUUGCCUUUGUUUUCAACCCUACCACCCACGUUUUAUUGCAUACAUAUGUGUGGACAACCUCUAACUUUUAUAUUUUCAAUCCUUACCCAUCUUAUGUAUUUAGUUUAUUCAUUCAAUCUUAUCUGCAACGCUUGACUAAAAUCAUAACUUAUGAAGAUAUGACAGGAUCUGAUUAAGUUGUGAAAAUGUGUAUGUCUAAACCUUUCAAAGAUGGUAACCAAUGGUACCACAUUGUGUUUCUUAGGAUUGGUAAAAGUGCUUCAUCAAAUUUCUGGCUAAAUUAAGCUGAUAUACAACAAUAAAGAUCUAUCUGUGUACCUCUGCUUAUUAUUCUUUUGUUACCUUUCAACAAAUGGCCCAAUUGUGAAUAGUGUGUAAAUAUGUGAUUUAUUUCUGUUUUCAAAUUUAGUUGUUAAAAAGAUUCUGUCAAAUUACAGUCUUGUGUGAAUCUCUUUGUUAAAAAUAAUUAGCUAGUUACCAUCAAGUGGUACUGUUAACUGGUUCAUCAUAAGAAGAACGAUUUGUGUAGGUAGUUGUCUACUUCUGAGCUAUUGAGUACAUUCACCAUUGCCAUUAUUAUUCUCAUUGAACCUAUGCUUUCUAGUACUAAUUUUCUUCCUGUCUUGUUAUACACAUUUAAUGCAAAUCACGAAAGCAGCACCUAUCUUUCUUGCAGCAUGUGAAAUCUUUUCCUAGCGGCCUUACCAGCUUUACUAUAUUUUAGAACAAUCUUAAGUUCUUUUGUACAAAAUUCAGUAACUCAGACUUUCCAUCAUUGGAAUUUUCCAUUGAUUAUACAUCAGUCUACCAUAACAUUUCUGAGGACAUUUUAUCGAACAGAAAACUGUUCUCAAAGAAUUAUUUUUUGCAUUCUCAAUGUUAAAUGUUUGACUAAAAAACUAACAAACAAUCUGUAAGGAACAUAGAAAUUUUACAUUGUACUUCAUUAAGACUUGGAGUUCACAUCUAGAAAAAGUAAUUUGCUACUUUUCUCUCCGUAAGGCUUUGGACCAACUGUGUUUCUUGUUCAUGUCUGAUUCUAAUUUGCACUUUAAGUGAUGGCUGAUAUGACAAAAAGUGUUAGAUGUUGCUUAGUUUUCUGAACGUGAGUGUGUAGUCUAAAUUUCUCACUAAAUCACUGCAAUGUUUUGUAAUUUGAGUGAUGUCUCUGUAUAAUUCUACAACUCCAAUGCACUUUAUUCCCUAAACCAAUCUACCAACGUACCUAUUUUUAUUUUCCGAUUUUGUUGUUGUUGUUGUUUUUUUAACAAAUGACAGAUCAAAAAUGAGGUAUGUUCGCAUGCCAUCAGAACCACGCACUGAAGAGUAAAAACUCAAGUUUUUAUUUUCAAGCUUAAUUUCAAAUUUUAUAUGUCUUAAUGUAGGCGCAUUUUUUAACUCUGUAUGUAAACCAUAUUUUGUUGAACACCGCAUGCUUGAUAUUUGUGACACAUCUCAUGAAGACUGAUUUAAUUGGCCAACUUCGACUUUUCAGUAUCAAAGUAGAAAAGGUUGUAGAGAAAUGAAGUCUCAUAAAAUUUGCUGUAACACUAUAAACAAAAGUAUCUUAUGUCUGUUGCAAUUUUGUGUUUCUUAUUUUGCUAUUCUGCAGUACUGCUGUCUCACUUUCUGAUCAAAAAAUCCCAUUUCUGUGACUGAACAUUUUAAAUGAGAUUCUGAUUCAGAAUAUGACGAGCAGUUGUGAACAAAAUUUUAAUUGAGCUAUCAUUUAGUCUGUUAUAUUUGGACUUAAAAUAGGGUAGUACCACAAACUGUAAUACAUUGAACGAAAGAAUUUUGGUGAUGUUCCAUUGGAGAUCAGUGUUUGUAAGAUUUUUUUUGGAAAUUGGUGCUACAAUAUAGGCAUGUAAACAUAGCCUAAAUUAAGGAAAUUUGUAAAUUUGUUGGUUUUGUAAAACUAAACUUUUUUAGCUAUGUUUGCAGUUUAAGGCACAGAUUCGAUUAAAGUAAUGGUAACUUUUUCUUUAUCAAGUAUCGUGUUUGAAGUUAUGUUGUUUUCGAAUGUGUACAAUAAGAAAAAUAUUAUGUAAUGGAAUAAAUAGAAAUUAUAUAAUGAUACCCACAUA
Messenger RNA from Frankliniella occidentalis (western flower thrips), 8202 nucleotides. RefSeq names its product G protein-coupled receptor kinase 5 (gene Gprk2). NCBI's taxonomy places the organism in Eukaryota, Metazoa, Arthropoda, Insecta, Thysanoptera, Thripidae. The record is from RefSeq and is a predicted model, not a curated record. Gene Ontology annotation, molecular function: G protein-coupled receptor kinase activity; ATP binding. Gene Ontology annotation, biological process: signal transduction; regulation of signal transduction; protein phosphorylation. Gene Ontology annotation, cellular component: cytoplasm. The coding region runs from base 343 to 2328 and encodes 661 amino acids. The transcript has 14 exons.